CACCCAUCCACGACUUUGUUUAUCCCCAACAGCCCCUCGGCAUUUCUUCUUUAUUCCCGUCCUCGCCGUCGCCUUUCGCUUGGAUUCUCUUCUCCUCAAUCUCAUAUCCUUCUCUUCUCUCUAUACUUGAUCAGAUCUUAGGAACCCCACGCAUCUGCGUAAUCACCCAUGACGCUUGGCUCAGGAGGAUCGAGUGUCGUCGUCCCUCGGAACUUCAGAUUGCUGGAGGAACUUGAACGUGGAGAGAAAGGUAUUGGAGAUGGCACUGUCAGCUAUGGAAUGGAUGACGGAGAUGACAUCUAUAUGCGCUCCUGGACUGGCACAAUAAUUGGCCCCCACAACACUGUACAUGAAGGCAGAAUUUAUCAAUUGAAGCUCUUUUGUGAUAAAGAUUACCCAGAGAAGCCGCCAAGUGCUCGAUUUCAUUCACGGAUCAACAUGACUUGUGUCAACCAUGAAACUGGAGUGGUGGAAUCCAAAAAGUUUGGGCUGCUUGCGAAUUGGCAGCGGGAGUAUACCAUGGAGGAUAUUUUGACGCAGCUGAAGAAAGAGAUGGCAGCCCCGCAUAACAGGAAACUUGUCCAACCUCCAGAGGGUAUCUAUUUCUAGCUCAGAAGAUCCUAUAUAUAUAUAUGAUGGAUUAUAUUGCUUUUGCAAUAUUUUAUAUGUAGUUUGUAUUUUGUAAUCCUAUGUCGAUCUUCUGAAGUCCUGAACUUGUAGGGGAGUGCCCUAAAAGGCAUUUCCCCUUUACCUUCAUGGCUCCAUUUCUUUAUCUUUUUUUUUAUAUCAAAUUGUGCUGAAAGGAUGGUGUUUGAUUAAUGGGAUUUAUAUAUGUCAAAAUCUCAUAAAAAAUUGCCCACUGAC
This is a messenger RNA of Tripterygium wilfordii, 864 nucleotides long. Its product is annotated as ubiquitin-conjugating enzyme E2 variant 1C. The coding region runs from base 169 to 609 and encodes 146 amino acids. The record is from RefSeq and is a predicted model, not a curated record. Gene Ontology annotation, cellular component: nucleus. Gene Ontology annotation, biological process: DNA damage tolerance; protein K63-linked ubiquitination. The transcript is spliced from 4 exons. NCBI's taxonomy places the organism in Eukaryota, Viridiplantae, Streptophyta, Magnoliopsida, Celastrales, Celastraceae.